This is a messenger RNA of Punica granatum (pomegranate), 1245 nucleotides long. NCBI's taxonomy places the organism in Eukaryota, Viridiplantae, Streptophyta, Magnoliopsida, Myrtales, Lythraceae. The record is from RefSeq and is a predicted model, not a curated record.
UUUUGUCCUUGUCUUUGGUUCAAAUUAAGUUCGUUGACCCCCAAUCACAUUGCCAUUAGCAUUCCCAUCCCUCAUCUUCGAUCCUCUAAUUUUAGUGCAGAGGCAACUUGAUCCAUCAUCGGGACUUCUCAUUAAUGGAUGAAAACUGCUUUAAAGCAUUGGAUCAAAGGGAUCAACUGCCGGAAGUGUCAGUUGGGACUCACCCAUGGAACUAUGCAGCUAUAAUCCAAUACGCGGAUCCGCCAGCUCUGCCUGCAGAUAACACGUCAGAACCAACGAAAGAGCUAGAGGUGGACGAGGCUCUUGGAAAGGGGAUAAUGAUACGCAAUAAGAAACAGAUGUACAAGGUUGCCUCAGGCAAGAACUGGUUCACAAUUUUCCCCAGAGGUCUCACAAUUACUUCAUUUCACGAACCUUUGCACUGGUACCACAAGACAUUGACGGACAAAGAUGGGAGGAUCCAAAUUACAAUAGGAAAACUGCGAAAUAUUUGUUGGCUCGACGUCUCUGGGAAGUUCCAAACCGUGACACUCUCGCAGGGCAUCAAAUAUGAAAUCGUACUUCAUGUUAAGUCAGUGGAUGCUGAAAUAGUUAAAUUCGAUGCCCCAGUGUCUUUCAAGAUUACACUCCCAGAUGGAUGCAAGGUGGACGGUGAAAGGAAUUUCAAGGAACUGCUCAAGGGAGGAUCAUGGAAGGAUAUCUCGCUGCAUGAAUUUAUGAUGACAACUGAGAAUGUAGGGGAACUGCAGUUCUGCAUUUACGAGCAUGGCGGGACAUGGAAGAGUGAGAUUGAGCUCGGUGGUAUUUCCUUCAAGCCCAAAACUACAAUCACCCCUCGGCCUUCUAAUCGACAACAACAAAAUGUGGAUGCACAACAACAACAACAAAAUGUAGAUACACAACAACAAUAACAAAAUCUAGAUGCACAACAACAACAACAACAACAUGCUACUCAGCCUUCUUUCGAGGAUCUACCUGCUCAACAUACCGCUCAGCCUUCUUCUGAGGAUCCACCUGCUCAACAUGCUGCUCAGCCUUCUUCUGAAUAUCCACCUGCUCAUGGUGUGCCUUUGUUAGAGGCAUUUUAUGAUUAGAAAAGCCAAUAAUAUGAUAUCUCGAUAUUAAGGUAGUUCAUAUUCGAGGGAUAUUCAUUUUAUGAUUUAGGUAGUUAAUAUUUACGUUUUAAUUUAGUUUCGUAGCUGUUUCUAUUUUUAUGAAUUAACUUAGAUCGAUCUCUUGGAUGGA